UUGCCUACGCCCCGAGACAGACAGGUGUAGUCAGGUGAGUGAGAUCUGCUGCGUCAUUUUUACCACGGAGCUGCCAGACAAGACCCAACAGAGGAUUAAAUGAGCCGUUUCUCAGGAUGAUGGAGUGGAGUCAGUCGUCACAAGGACAGCGUGAUGCCUUCAUCUGGUUCACAGAGUCCCAGCUCCAGCGUGUGAUCAGGAACGGGAUCGUCCCUGAAUGGUUUCAUGGGAUCAUUUCCAGGAAGACGGCAGAGGAACUGCUGAUGGCCAAGCCUCCUGGCUACUUCCUCAUCAGAGUCAGUGAGAGCCGGAUUGGCUACACUCUCUCAUACCGCGCUGAGGACCGCUGCAGACAUUUCAUGAUCGAUGCGUUAGAGGACGGCCAUUACGUCAUAGUAGGGGAGAACAGGCGCCACCGGCUUCUGCAGGACCUGGUGGACUUUCACCGUAGGACUCCCAUUUUGCCUUUCACUGAGGUGCUGACUGUCGCUUGUGGACAGACCUCAAAAGACAAGACUGACUAUGCAGAGCUGCUUUUUACCCAAAGACAUCUAAACCCUAACACAAGUUUGCUACCAAACAACUCACUGCAUCCCAGCACGAGUCAUCAAACAUCACAAGAGGAUAUCCCACCUGCCCUUCCUUAUCGACCAAAUAACCUGAGGAACUCUCCAGUCCCGUCUUCAAACAAACUUUACCCAAGUUUGGAAGAAGAAUUUCACCGUGUCACUUCCCCUCUUCCAGCCACGCCUGUGACCAGAAAGAGAUACACCGGCGACAACCCUCCAUCCAACCAGCCUCCGGAGGUUCCUGAUCGGAGCUCUGUCCCUCCACUGAAGCAGAACCAGGCUUGUAUCAGAACAGUCUCUGCACCUGAGAGCCCCCCAACACCUACAGCCACUGGAGACCCCAGCAGCACCAACAUCCAGUCUGUAAAGAACCAGGAAGCAAAGCCGUCAGUCAUUUCCAACCUGAAGAACCUCAAGAAGAAAUUCCAAAAGAAGAGAAGCAUAUCGCAGGAGAAUAUGUACGCAGAGAUAAAUGUGGUGGAGAAUGAAUACCACGAGAUCACAGGGCAGCAGACCUUCAACGCUCCACCAUUUCCCCACACUUGCACUGAGCAGACACUGACUGAUGGAGGGGUACCUGACGAGUACCUUCCACCUCCACCUUUUGCUCCAGGCUACUGAAACACAACCGCUCCCUUAGAAAAAAGAAUGUAAAGAUGGAUCAAACCCUAAGUGGAGAAUAAAUGAGCAGUAGUCCGCACAUUCAUUAUUGACAAAGUUACAAAGGUUUGAUAGUGCAUCGUUUCACCCUUCUAACCGCUGUCCUCAUGUGAAUGUAAUUAGUGCCAGUGACUUCUGAGUGCUUCAUCUUUUAUUUAUUUAUUUGCUAUUCAACAGAGACAAUACAGAUAAACACUGUUACAUAAGGAGAAGUAAUGCAACAAAUGUACUCUAUAUAGUGUAUGCAUCUCGCUGAAGCUAAUUACAAGCCUUUUCCCUGGCCCAUGUAGUGAAUGAAUAGGCAGCAGGAGGAAGUCUGAUGCAGUGUAUGUAAAUGAGAAAUGGCAUGGUUUAUGUCAGCUGCUUUGAAUACAGUAGACAUACUGUAGCAUCAGAUGCGGGUCUGUUAUCAGCAACAUGAUAAGGAAGAUGGAUGCAGAUGCUGGUCAAACUCGUUUCACAGGUAGAAAUUUACAGGUGAGACAAAAUUGACCUUUACAUGGCGUCUGGACAUGGAAGGACUAAAACACAUUUCAUUUUUACUGCAAAUGGCGUGGUCAGACCCUUGUUAUUAUUAUUAUUAUUAUUAUUAUUAUUAUUAUGAAGCAUCUGUGUGAUCUCAAGAAUAUUUCACAUUUAUAUCUGUAACCAAGUAAUAUAUCUGUACAAAGCAUCAAAUAUUGUUACAUGACUUAGCUAAUAAAUCACCUUUGACCACCAUUUUUUUUUAAUAUG
Molecule: messenger RNA, 1964 nt
Organism: Sander lucioperca (pikeperch)
Lineage: Eukaryota; Metazoa; Chordata; Actinopteri; Perciformes; Percidae
Gene: hsh2d
Product: hematopoietic SH2 domain containing
Exons: 6
Coding region: 117-1190 (357 amino acids)
Cellular component (GO): cytoplasm
Source: RefSeq, a predicted model, not a curated record